GGAGCUGCCGUUCCCCCCCGGAGCCUCUUGGGGCGCCGUCGCGGCCGCUCCGGUGCCGGUGCCGGUGCCGCCGGUGCCGCGGAGCGCCCGGACCCUCCGCCGGAGCCAGGGUGGGGCCGUGGGGGGCAGAGCCAUGAGCGUGGGCUGAGCCCCCCCCGCCGGGACCCGCGCCCACCCCGAGGCAGGAUGCGGGGGGCCCAGCGGGCUCUGUGCCUGCUGCUGGUGGUCUCGGCCUCGCUGGCCGCGCUGUACCUGCACCUCUGGGCGCCCAAGGGCCCCCCCAGCGUGGACCUUCGCCGCCCCCCCCCCGAGCGGCUGCCGCCCCCCCUGCCCCCCCCCGCCCGCUCCUACCCGCACGUGCCCUUCCGGCUCAAGGAGGACGUCAUGGAGCUGCUGCCCAGGAACGGCUGUUCGUGCGAGGCGGAGGCGGAGGCGGGGCUGGCGCUGCCCCUGCGCCGGCGGCUCUUCGGGCCCGGCCGGGGGGGCUCGACUUCGCCAGCGCCUUCGCCCCCGGGGAGCGGCCGCGGCAGCUGCGGCUGCGGGAACGGGAGUACCGGAGCUACCGCAACCGGGUGCAGACCCCCGCCGACCGCCUGCUCAUCGUCCCGGCCAACUCCCCCCUGGAGUACCCGGCCCAGGGGGUGGAGGUGCGGCCGCUGCAGACGGUGCUGGUGCCCGGGCUGAGCCUGCAGGCACCGCCCAGGAACAGGUACCAGGUGAACCUGACGGCCUCGCUGGGGACCCUGGCGGUGGCGGCCGAGGUGGAG
Pseudopipra pipra is the source of this 767-nucleotide messenger RNA. Its product is annotated as splicing factor, proline- and glutamine-rich-like. Bases 187 to 684 code for a protein of 165 amino acids. NCBI's taxonomy places the organism in Eukaryota, Metazoa, Chordata, Aves, Passeriformes, Pipridae. The record is from RefSeq and is a predicted model, not a curated record. The transcript has 7 exons.